Molecule: messenger RNA, 549 nt
Organism: Penaeus vannamei (Pacific white shrimp)
Lineage: Eukaryota; Metazoa; Arthropoda; Malacostraca; Decapoda; Penaeidae
Source: RefSeq, a predicted model, not a curated record
AUGGCUACUUUGGGCAUAGCAAUCACCGCGGCAUUUACAAGCGAACUCUUUGAAGACACUGAAUGGCCUUCGUCAGCCUCGCAGCCCUCGUCAGCUUUCAGUCAGCAUCACCAGCCCCACCAACCCCCACCAGCCCCCACAAGCCCCCGCCAGUCCUCACCAAGCCCUAUUCCCCCACCCAUCACCCUUACCAACCCCCCCAGCCCCUCACCAACCCACCAACUCCCCAUCAGCCCCAUCAACCCCCACCAGCAGCAGCCUUGCCACACUUCCCGCCAGCCCUCACUCAACCCCUCAACCCUCACCCCCACCCCCCACCAAAUCCCCAUCAACCCACCCAAGCCCCCUUCAACCCUCACCAACCCCCAUCAAACCCUCAUCAACCCCAACCAACCCCCCCCAACCCCCACCAACCAGCAGCCUUGCAAAACACCUUCCCGCCAGCCGUUCCGUUACGCCUCCAGCUGCACAAACGCCAUGGCCGCCGCCUCCGUUCAUGUUUCCCGCUCCUUAUUGAAUGGUUCCGAGAAGGCUUGUUUACACAGCUGA